Molecule: messenger RNA, 2231 nt
Organism: Phlebotomus papatasi
Lineage: Eukaryota; Metazoa; Arthropoda; Insecta; Diptera; Psychodidae
Gene: Ntan1
Product: protein N-terminal asparagine amidohydrolase
Exons: 6
Coding region: 649-1581 (310 amino acids)
Biological process (GO): ubiquitin-dependent protein catabolic process
Cellular component (GO): nucleus
Molecular function (GO): protein-N-terminal asparagine amidohydrolase activity
Source: RefSeq, a predicted model, not a curated record
CAAGUUCUGGAGGCAAGCAUUGCGUUCAGUUCUGCUCAAUCACUUGACCGGUAUAGAAGAAUUGCAUUGAGAAGAAGUUUAAACCAUUGAGAUUUGUCUUGGACUCUCCGGAGGAGUUCUUAAAGUGAAAAAUCACUUUUUCAAUUUAAUCCUGUUUACAAAACAAAUUGAUAUAUUGGCUGAGAAGUAGUGUUAAUGUGAUGACAAUGGCAAGAUAAAUUUCAAGCAGAGUGAUUCAAUUCUUUCUGCAACAAUUGGAGAUUUCUUGUAUAAGCGCAAUUUAAGAAUUCCUGCUGAAGUGUUACAAUUUCUCGAUAUCUUGUUUCUUCGUUGGGUUUUAGUUUAUUUUUUUUAUUGUUGGUGUGUUUUCCCAUGAAUAUUGUUAACAAGGGACAAAAUUCAGUUUUACAUGAUUAAAAUCUCAAAUGGUGUUUCUGUUGAAUUUGUUUGAGGAGCUAAUAUCAACGACAAGAGAUUUCAAUGCGAGGCGUUAUUUGUGAAUAAUUUCGAUGUGGAGAAUUAUUGAAUUGUGGCGAAGAGAGCAAAGAAAGAAGACGAAGCUGCUGCUGAUAACGUAGUCUGCAAAAUAUACUACCUAUAUACCUUUUUGUCGAGAUAAUCCCUUAAAGCAACAACAAUUGAAAUAAAAUGGUUCUAGUGUUAAAUGGUGUUCUACAAGAUGAUUGUCCACUGAACACAACAUCGUUAUUCCUACAGCAUCCAGUCUACAGAGAUCAUGCCAAUCAACUCCUUUCUAUACCGACUAAAACGAUGGGUCCUGUUGGACUCCUCUAUGUCCGCCAAAGAGAAAUGGCUGCAGUUGCACCACACGAUAAAAAUGUCACAAUAAUCGGAUCCGAUGAUGCUACAACGUGUAUAAUAGUCGUUGUGCGUCAUUCGGGAUCCGGUGCAGUAGCCCUGGCCCAUCUCGAUGGUGCUGGAACAGAUGAGGCCGUCUCGACGAUGGUGGCGCGUGUUCAGGAGCUGGGAAUUGGCUAUCCGGAGGGCCGGAUUGAGUUGCAACUUAUUGGGGGCUUCCGUGAUCAGAAGGGAUACUCGGAAGAUUUAUUUUACAACAUAAUGCAAGCAUUUCACAAACAUCCGUUGGAAAUAGAUCUGACACAGGCAUGUGUUAUGGACCUCAACACAACAGUUCGCGGUGAUAUAAAUUGGCCCAUUAUUUAUGGUGUUGGUGUUAAUGUUAGGAAUGGAGACAUCUUUCCUGCUACCUUCCCGGACAAAGGACCCGACUUACCGCUUCGUCAAGCAAGGAGUUUCACCGGAGGCCAAACAGUACUGGACAUUUAUGAUUCGAACAAUGGAAUGCUGAGAAUCGGUCCGUUUAACUAUGAUCCUCUGAGAGGUGUUGACUUGUGGUUGGCACAGAGUGAUGAAUUCCUCCUGCAGCAUCUCUCAACUAGUCCUGAAGUUGAACCACCAACAUUUGCCAUGCAACUCCGUUCCACACUUAGGUACAUUCAGGACAAUCAAUUUCCAGCCGUGACGGUCUUUCCGGACAACCGGCCACAUUACUACAGGCGAGAUGAAGCUUCUGGAUGCUGGCAGUUGGUGCGCUACUAAAACAGCUACCAACUGCCCUCCCAGCAUCAAUUUGUUUUUCUUUUAAUUUUUAAAAAAAAUAAAAUGUUAUUGCGGUUCAGUUGAGACAUUGGAAGGAAAAUAAUUUACAAGGAAAUGACUAAUUUGAAUAAAGAAAAAAAAACAAGUGAUAUAUUAAAAAUGAAAUUAGAUAGAUUAAUGGUUAAUUGCAAUAUUAUUAAAGAAAAGAAAAAAUACUUACUGCUCGAUCCCAUUUUUAUUUUUGACUAUAGACAUUCGAGCAAGAUUAGAAGAACAGAGAAAAAAAUUGUCUGAGACUUUGAACAUAAUUUCUUUUUGAUAAAUAAAUAUAGAAGAUAGAACUGAAGGGAGAGCAAGAGAAAUUAUUGAAAAAUAUAUUACGUUUUCUUACUUAGAUCAACUACUGAUUCCCCCAAAUGUUGUACAUAAUUUGCUGUAUUUCUCAUAUACACAACUUGCCAUAAUCUAAUUUAUUGAAACAGACUUUCUUUUUAGAGCUUUUUGCGAUUUAUUUUUUUUUUUGUCGUAAUCAGUUUACUGUCCUUGUUACGAGCAGAUGAUUCCAGGAAAAUAGAAUGAAAGUAUCUGUAAGAGAACACUUGAAUACAUUGAAUGAAAUCAUGCUAAUAAAAUAGAUGCGCAAUAUUUAA